Fusarium proliferatum ET1 is the source of this 3699-nucleotide messenger RNA. RefSeq names its product AM-toxin synthetase (AMT). The transcript has 3 exons. The record is from RefSeq and is a predicted model, not a curated record. NCBI's taxonomy places the organism in Eukaryota, Fungi, Ascomycota, Sordariomycetes, Hypocreales, Nectriaceae. The coding region runs from base 1 to 3699 and encodes 1232 amino acids.
AUGCAUUCCACCAAAACUGAUACGACAACUUCGGCUGGUUCCUCAGAUAAGACACUUUGGUCUCAUUCUGCUGAUGGAUCUCACUCAUCGGACGGCCAUCCUGUUUUGAGCUUCUACCAUCGUGAAGCUCGUAUUGCAAUGGAAAAGCUCAAUGAAUUCUGCAAGGCACAUGAUGCAACUCCUCAAUCUGUGUGUUUCACUACCUGGUCGAUUGUACUCUACCACAUGGCAGGACAAAGUGACAUUUCUGUGGAUGUUGAAAGUCACUAUCCGAUGGCUCUUGCAGAGCGACCUGAAGGUAGAACAUUCAACAUGACACUAAGGAGUACUACAACACCACUUGAGCUGAUCACCCAGUACAAAGUCUCUGAAAUUUCAUCGUCUAGGGAGACGGCAACUCAGGAACCAAGCAUCUCAAACGUCAAAGACAAGCACAUGUUCAAAAUGAUACAAGAGGCAAAGGUGUUCCAAGAUGAGCUCGAUAGAACAGUUUCCUCUAGCCUUGAUUACGUUUCCUACGCCCAUUUAUUGAUCGAAUCGGAUACUGCUACGCUCAAGUUUCUUUGGAGAAACGACCUCCAAGAUCAGGAAGAAAUAGCCAAUAUCCUCGAUCAUACAUAUAACUGUAUACUUUCCCAGCCAGACGCUUCGAUACAGUCGAUGGGUAGUCCUACUCUGAGACAACUAGAACUACUUUCCACCAAGCCUGAAGCAGACUCAAGCUUCAACAUCCUGGACCUGUUUUGUCUUACAAGUUCCACGUUCCCAUCCAGAACAGCUAUCAAUGCAUGGGAUGGCGAUCUAUCAUAUCAGGAACUUCAGAAUACUUCUGAACGAUGGGCCAAAGCUUUGCUAUCACUUGGCCUGACUGCGGGUGAUAGAGUUAUCCAUGCGUUUGAACAAUCUCGGUGCGCAAUUGUUGCCUGGCUGGCCAUCCUCAAAGCUGGUUGUACCGUCGUGCCGAUAAACCUACCAACGCCAACUGAGAGACUUAGAACUAUCAUAGACUCGACAACAUGCAAAGCAGCGAUUUGUGACACGACCGGCUCUUCACAUAUUGGCCCCAUUUCAUUGCUUUUACUUACCCCAUCCGACCUAGAUGCAAGUGGUAAAGAAGGCAACAUUGAACUCAAAAAAGUCAGUACUUCGAGCAUUGCCGUCAUCAUUUUUACCUCAGGAUCUACCGGCCAACCCAAAGGUGUCGUUCAAACACACGGUGCCAUUGCGAGUAGCCUAGUAAAGGUCACGAAGGUAUUGGGACUGGAUGAAGAAAGCAAGUUUCUGCAAUUCGCUCCGCAUUGCUUUGAUGCAAGUAUCUGCGAGAUAUUCGGCACACUUGUCACCGGUGGCUGCUUGUGCAUUCCAGCCCCUGAUAAGAAGCUAAAAUGCAUCGCCAAAAACAUCAACAGGAUGGAGAUUACCCAUGCCAUCUUGACACCUACAGUUGCAAAGAUGUUAUCGCCAGAUCGCGUGCCAAGCCUCCAAAGUCUGAGUGUAGGUGGGGAGCCUUGUUCUUCGGACCUUCGUGAAACUUGGUCGCCUCAUUUACAGUUCAACAUAUUAUAUGGCGCGACCGAGGGUGGAGUGUGGGAUACCAUCAAGCGUGUCAGUCCUGAUGACGACUUAAGCGCUCCCAGCAUCGGGUUUCCCAUCAACAGCCGCGUUUGGAUAGUGCAUCCAGACGACUGGACUAUGCUCUCCCCUUUAGGGGUUCCAGGGGAGAUAUGCAUCCAAGGGCCAGAAAUCGCUUCAGGCUACCUUGAAGACGAGCAAAAGACCAAGGAAGUUUUCAAGCUAAACCCCCCGUGGCUAGCCACAGAACAAGGCCCUCUGUCAGGUUGCUCCCGGAUCUUUCGAACCGGCGAUCGUGGACUAGUCAUGAAGGAUGGCAGUCUGCGUAUCCUUGGUCGCAUAGAUCGCCAAGUUAAGAUUAACGGCCAGCGAAUCGAACCUGGAGAAAUCGAGGAAACAUUGAGGCAACAUUUACCUGAUCACCUAAAUGUAUUUGUUGACACCUUCACACCUCGAGGAGAUAAAUCAAGGCUAGUUGCGUUUUUCUCCCAUGGAAAGAGCUCUGAGCCUUCACUGAUGCAAGAAACCGACCUGGACCCGGCGGCUCGUGAUGCCAUUCGUUCGUCUCGAGACGUUCUACCUGACAUCAUGGUGCCGUCAGUUACAAUCCCCAUCGCAGCCUUCCCAAUGACCCAAACGAACAAGGUCGACCCUCAAGCAAUUAGGAAACUUGGUACUGCCUUCUUCGAUUCCCAGAAUAUGUCCUCCCCUCUGAGCCAUGCCACUAGAGAUUCAAAAUCUGAGAACAAUAACAGAACAAAGGCCAAAAAUGUCGUCCAAAAGUUCUUGCACGAACUCGGAAAUGGCUGUACAAAAGGCUUGGAAGAUCCUAAAGCUACUUUUAAAGACUUAGGUAUCGAUUCUAUGGAUGCGGUGUCAUUAGCCUCAGCUUUAGAACGGGAAGCGCAUAUCGAUUUAUCUGCAUCCAAGCUCAUGGACCCAAAUUUUCGCGUUGAUGACCUCGCAGACGUGUCUGAAGACGAAGGCAAGGACGGAAGAAGUCUCUUAAACAGCGAGAUCGACAAAUGGACAAAGAAGCUUAGCAAAAUUGGCCGUUCUCGAGGUCAUUGUGUCCUCUUGACAGGCCCUAACGGAUUUCUUGGCCGAGAAAUUCUACGUCAAGUCCUUCAGUGCCGUCUGAAACCAACAGUUACUUGUCUGAUGCGAGGUAAGGAUUACCAUCACGCUCAGGAAAGAUUUUUCAACAGUUGUCGAGAACUUUCUUGGUGGAGUGACUCACUUGAAGAGCGUGUGCAAAUUUGGGUCGGUGAUCUGACCCAGCCUCAAGCCGGUCUUGAUGAGCGCCAAUGGGAUACUAUCUUUGGCCUAAAUGGUCAGCCUCGACAAUUCGAUUUUAUCAUCCAUAAUGGGGCAAUUGUGAACUGGCUAGAGCCUUACGGAUCCCUUCAAAAGACCAAUGUCUUUAGUACACACGAGUUUCUCGCCGGCUUCCUACAAUCACAGGACCCUCCCCAGACUAUUUAUGUAUCUGGUGGCUAUCUGUCUGGUUUUGAAGAAACGCGCGAAGAGUUGGUGGAAAACAUCAGCCAACUGCCUGCCUAUGACCAGACAAAGUUUGUGUCUGAGGUUAUGGUGACGCAUGUACAGUCGAUGAUGGACGUGGGGGGAAGUCGUCUAUGGACAUUCAAACCUGGAUUCAUCGUUGGGUCAACCGAAAAUGGACAUGCUCAGACUGGCGACACGCUUUGGCGUAUGGCCAAGGCAUGCGUCCAAGGUGGAUCCUACAGCAAGGAUGAUGCCUGCAAUUGGAUCACUGCUGCUGGUGUUGAUACCGUCGCAUCUAUGCUCGUUGAUCAGAUGUUGUCACCAGCAUCUGACUCAUGUGCCACGCAAACCCAGAAGCUACUUGAUGGAGUAUAUCUCCAAGAAAUAUGGGAUAUUCUGGAAAUGAUGGAUAUACAUCUUCGGCCUUUAAAACAUGAAGAGUGGUUUGAGGUGAUUCAGAAGGACCUACAAGAAAGAGGCUUCAUGGGGAUAGAGAAGCCAGCAAGUGACAUUGUCAGUGAAGAGAAUUGCCGCAAAUCUCGAGAAGCUAUAGUGAGAAGUUUGGAGUUUUUAGCCUCUUCAGGUUUCUUUAGUGAUGGAAUAAGUUCUACCACUACUUAA